AUGGGCAUGGCUGUCGACAAUUCCCGGAUCGGGAUAUCGCACACCCGACUCCUCACCAAGCUCCAGCAUGCCUUCAGUAGCCAGGAAUCGGCUCUGAAAUCCGAGAACACCAGCGGGGCGACGAGACUGUGGAAAGGGAGGAGACUGCAAAAAACUCAGCUCCGCUGCUCCGACUAUCGUCAAUCGGAGGAGGGGUGCUGGAAAGCUAUUAUCCCCGAGUCGACACGCUCAAAGAUCCGCCAGAUCUUUGGGGGGGGGGUGUACGAAAAGGAUGCUGGAGAGGUGGAGACGGCGCCGUUCCUGUCGCGCCACUAA
Messenger RNA from Pseudogymnoascus destructans, 315 nucleotides. RefSeq lists its product as uncharacterized. The record is from RefSeq and is a predicted model, not a curated record. NCBI's taxonomy places the organism in Eukaryota, Fungi, Ascomycota, Leotiomycetes, Thelebolales, Thelebolaceae. The coding region runs from base 1 to 315 and encodes 104 amino acids. The transcript has a single exon.